Molecule: messenger RNA, 438 nt
Organism: Sphaerulina musiva SO2202
Lineage: Eukaryota; Fungi; Ascomycota; Dothideomycetes; Mycosphaerellales; Mycosphaerellaceae
Exons: 3
Coding region: 1-438 (145 amino acids)
Source: RefSeq, a predicted model, not a curated record
AUGUUUGCAUCCUCCCUUCUCGCCAUUCUCCUCGCCCUCACAAGUACGGCUCAUGCGGCCUGCAGCGAUCACGAGGUCAGGCUCGACUGCAAGUCUGGCGGAUGUCCUAAAGAAGAAGCGACUUGCCCCGAGGGCAUUGAGGGCGUGGUCGCCCAGAGCAGAAUGGUAACAAGGUACAGCUGUGACACGACACUCCCAGUUUGCCUCGUGAAGCUGGGCCAUGCGCAGGCUUCGGUGGCAUUAGAGACGACGACCUGUGAAGCGCUUCUACCUCCUACACCUACAGUCUACACGGUACUACACCUGACACAACAGCAAAAGCUUGAUAGAUCAAGACCAUGCAUAAUGAAUGCAUUCAGACCUCUCUCGACUCGCGUUGGCGCCAGUCAACAUUAUUCGUUACCACUCGUGCUCGCCGGCCAAUUUGAGGAUAGAUGA